AUGGCUUUCAAGACGUUCAAAUACAAGCUAUAUUCGAAGGGCUAUCACUCUGCGGCGCAGAAGCCCGCAACGUCCUUCUUUGACAGCUCAUAUCAAUAUCUGAAACAAAACCAGGGUCUGGUUAGCCUGGAUACGGCGAUUUCUCAACCGUUCAAUGGUUACUUGAAUCCGCAUCCGGUGGUGGUUGCCGGCGUGAACUACACGAAUGUACAGGAAGUACUGGAGUUAGCAGAUGAAGAAGGCAACCGCUUGCGUGAGGAAACAGAGGAGGCGCCAGCUGGGACACUGACUGCUCGGCCGCGGGCGCUAAUCCGCCGAAAUUCCGACUCGUUUCAGUUCCUAACGUUACCAGGCCUGCAGAAGUCGGACUUCAAUCCGCGAUAUUCACAGUGCUUCUACACCAGCGCUGCAGCGCCGGGCGACGCAGAGGGCUUGCACACGGCUGCUGAACCUCAGCCAGAUGUAAGGUUCCAGGAAGACCUGCCCCCAUGGCAGUUAGAUAGAGAGCCGUGUCUCAACGAGAAAACCUUUCUUGCCACAAGCAUCAAAGAGAUUAAAACGUGCAUGGAAAAUGAGGAUUAUAAUAAGGUCAACUGUAUUUACCAAGCACUAAAGAGGAAUGGUAUCGUACCACCCGUGAACACUUUCGAACAAGUGUUGUGCGCUAUCAAAUUGCGUGAUAUGGAUGCAGAUGAUCCGGAGGGCAAAAUGGUGCAAUUAUUAAAUUGCUACCAAGACCUUGUCUCAAACAAGCUGAAACCCACAACUGAGAUUUACACGAUAGUGAUCGGCAGUUUACUAGAACGCGCGGCUACUACCAAGGUCCUCAAGGAGGGGCUGGGCGAGGACUUUUUUAAAAUCGCGUUAGACCUAUUUUUUGCAUCUAACUACACGCAUACUCGUGGAUUUAACCAAGAAUUGCUCGAUCGCAUCCUAUUGGGUGCCAAUCUGUAUCCGGGACAUAUAAAAUACAGCAUGCUAACAUCCCUCGUUAAUGAUUCACUGGAGUAUGAAAAGACUGAGUUUUAUUACAUUUCCAUGAUCAACUACGCACGCGAAUGCAAAGAUGCUACGCGUCUGAAGGCUUUGUAUGAUGAAUUCCGCGAGGCGACUAAAUCUAACGACAGGCUUCGUACUUAUCAGUAUGAGGUGUAUAGCAUGGUGGUAGCUGGGCUUGUCAGCUUAGAUUCCCUGGAAGUUGCUGUGAAGCUGCUUGAUCGCCUUCUCACGCAAAUUCGCUCAACAGAUGGUCUUGAUUCCUGUCAGACGCUGGUUCUGUCCAACUUCCUGUUGGCCGUCGCAAGGAACAACCCCAAGACAGCAUACAAACUCUGGACGCAAUUUCAACAGCAUUCCUGGGUACCCGAAUUUUCCUACGAAUUUUACCUUGCGAUGCUUGAAAGCAGUAUUGAGGAUAUGGAUGUCGCAAGGAAUGUAUACAUGUACCUUUAUGGUAUGAAGCCUGACUUCCGGAAAGACCCAGCUUCGUUCAAAGAAUAUUUGCUCUAUCCUAGGAAUAAAGGGCAUGUGCUAAGUGCUCUCCUGCAUCAGUCUAUGCAGCAUUCUGAUAAAGAACUUAUAAACAGACUUCUUGAAGAAUCGAUAUGCAAAAGGCUACCAUUCAAGAUCGAUUUAUAUGGCCCAAUUUUUGCGUACCUCAAAAGCAUCGAGAUACCACCCACGUAUCUCUUACGAUUUAUUGAAUGCCAUGGCACGCUACUAACAUCGCUUACUGGUAGCGAGCAAUUUAUUUUUCUGCAAGCAUUAGUCACAUACUUUUCUUCUUAUGAUUUGUUGAAGAGUGUCACUGAGAUGUCAUUUUUCCGGGAUGUCUGUGCUUCUUUCGAUAUUACAGUUAGCGAUACGAUCCCUUAUAAUGGCCUAGCUGCUUGUUUCGAGGCGCUUUGGAAGGCCCCUCAAAAGAUUGAGCACUAUGGUAAUGUUCUAGAGUUGCAUGCAUUACUGAUUACUCGCAUUUAUGAUCCUGCGUUGUCUCAGUAUAAAAUAUCCGCCCCUGUUGUCCAGGAGCUGAAAAGCAAAGUAACCGAAAGAUUCCAGAAGUUGGCAAGCAAUUUUAGACGUUUGCACCUGGACUCAACUAGGUGUCCUGCAGAAGUUUCGCAAGCAGUGAAGAUAGUGCGUCUCCCGACUGAAACGCAGAACUAUUUUACUAACCCUGGUGACUGGGACAAGACUUAUCCAUUGAGCCUGUCCAUUCUUCUUUCAGUCGAUCUGCAUGCAGGAAUCAGAGAGUUUAGUCGUCUACUGAAAGAUGGUUAUUGUUUUGACUUUGAAACUUACAAAUCUUUGAUCCACUACCGAUACGUCGAUGAUCAUGUUGUUUCAAAAUCACUAGAAUUAUGUCCAUCCAAUAAGAGUUCAAAAGAGGAGUUAUGCGACCUACUCGUAACCUGUACGCCUGCCCGUGCUUUAAAUGAGCUGAUUUUGUCUAAUCCUUCUUUCCAAUCGGAAAUUAGGCCAUAUCUUUCAGAUUCAUCUCUUCUUGAGAUUUUGAGACAUUGCGCGGAUAUUGAUUUCUUCAUUACGUCGGUAGGGUUUCCUGAGAAUUUUAAGAGUAUUGCUGCAGCCGCAGAAUUUAGGAGAACAAUUGAGUACCUGUAUGUUCGUCUUCUGAAGUCUAAAAGGUACACUGAAAUCAUCAGUUUUAACAAGAUUACGUCCGUUCUUGACCUUACGGUUCUUAUGAAGGCUUGCAUUAGAACAGGUGCUUACGAAGCUUACCUUAACCUCAAGAAACAAUUUGGGCGCGAGUAUAAAGCUGAACUGGUUGCAAUCCACGCAGAAUAUCUGGUUAACAUAUUCAAAUUCGAUGAGGCGGUAGCGCUAGUUGAAAACGCGGCUGUUAAAACCACCGCUGCUAGAGAUGUGUCAUCUUUUGCACAAUUUAUACAGUCCUUUAGCAAGGAAGUCAAAACGAAUGAGAAUGUUGAAAAUACGUUACAGUUGGCAAACGCGCUGUGCUCAUUGAGAUCGCUAGAAGAAAUGAAUGACCUCUAUGAAUCAGUUGUAUCCUCAAAACAGCAUCCGUUGGUUGAUGGAACUAACAUUGCAUUUGCGGUGAAGCUUGAACUAUUGGAGCAAAUGCUGAAUAACUUGCAUGACGCAUUGCCGUUCUUAGAUCUGAAGUCUGAAGAUUGCAAGAAGCAUGUCAUGGAGAGGCUUAAUAACUAUCUCUUGUUCAGAAAUCGUUUUCAUUUACCGAAUGCCAGAAAAGAAGAUCUCCUUCAGCUUAUGACUAUCUGGUCAUUUGUGGCACCUGAAGCAAUAGAUAAUUUAUUCAAUGAGUUGGUUGAAACAUUAUAUGCGUCUGGAACUUCGCCGCAGAAGCAUUUGUACGUCAAUGAUGGAUUUGUGCUGCCGUGUGAUCGCUCUCUAGCGAACACGCUGGUUGACUGGAUAAAGACGUUUUACCAACAAGAACACAACCCUGAAAACUUGAUUAAAGUUGAGAAUUUCCAGCAAGUUCUUGGUAAUUUCUACACAGGGAAAGAUAUUAUGACAUUUAUUUAA
Molecule: messenger RNA, 3531 nt
Organism: Eremothecium gossypii ATCC 10895
Lineage: Eukaryota; Fungi; Ascomycota; Saccharomycetes; Saccharomycetales; Saccharomycetaceae
Gene: RPM2
Product: ribonuclease P
Exons: 1
Coding region: 1-3531 (1176 amino acids)
Molecular function (GO): protein binding
Source: RefSeq, marked provisional